Messenger RNA from Acyrthosiphon pisum (pea aphid), 1309 nucleotides. RefSeq lists its product as uncharacterized. The transcript is spliced from 2 exons. The record is from RefSeq and is a predicted model, not a curated record. NCBI's taxonomy places the organism in Eukaryota, Metazoa, Arthropoda, Insecta, Hemiptera, Aphididae. The coding region runs from base 308 to 1249 and encodes 313 amino acids.
ACCCCCCCGCAUUUGCUUCUUGUGACUUGUACAUACUUUCGAGGCCACUGAUAAGCUGCUCGUUUCCGAUCCAUUAUAUCUUUGUCAGACUUUGUCAUGGCAAAUGACAAUAGCAAAGCCUGUAUUAUGUUUGGUAAUAUUUGGUAAUAGGUACCUAUUGGCUACUACUUAGUACUUAGUGGCUAGUGUUAAUCGACAAGAACUAGACAUUGUUAGGAAAUUGCGACUGUAUCAACGAUUCCUAUACUGUUGCCCGUCCGAUAGGUGCCAUAGCAGUACAAACUGGAUUCCUUCGACAAUUUUGAAGAUGAAUAAAACGCGAACCAUAUUCAUUUUGGACGCGGGGGCGUUGUUUACCUUACAGAUAUUGCAAUUCUUCAGUCUGGACUAUUAUGUCAUGAUUGUCUUCCAAGACACAUGGUACUCCAGAUAUCCAAACACACUGUUCCUGGUGCUCAACAUAGUGUUGACAUUACUGUUCUACCAUACUUUCCUCAACUGUUACAGAGAAUACAAAUAUGAACGUAGUAAGAAGACAGGAGAUCUAGUUGAAUGCAAAGCCAAGUAUCCCGUGUACCUAAACUGUAUCACCUGGGCAACGUAUGUGACCGUGUUGUUCAGCAAAAUAGUAAUGAUUUUUUCCAACAAUGUAAUCUCAUUGGUCUCCAACGAUGAUUUCAUGGGACCACAAAUGCUAAAGUUGCUUAUUGGCGUUUCCGGAAUUGUAUUUUAUUUGUUGAUAAGUGCUGAAUGCUUUGGACGGCAAGUAGAUCGUGAUAAAUGGCCGACAAAUGCGUGUAUCAUUGAGAUUUUUGAUUCUGUUGAAAUAUUAUCGAUAGUCAUAGCAUCAAACGUUAAAAUUGGGUACUUGGAGUAUUUGAUCUACAUUACAGCCUUUUUAAACUUUAUGUUACCAUUAUGGGUACUGUAUAAUGUAUCUCAACCUGACGUUGAUACCAAGCCAAUGGGACUUCCGCAACCAGUAUGUUAUAAUUUCAUGCAUUUAAUGUUAGUUCAAAUGCCUUUUUUGGGGAUACGGAUGUACAUGUGGAUUGUGUUCAAUCAAAAUGCAUCAGUGUUCAUUAUGAAAAAUCUGUUACAUUUAUUAUUCUUUUUGCAUUCACUAUACCCAUACAUAAAAGAAAUAUCUAAGAAAAACCAAUAUAGCCCAGAAACUUGUCACGAUGAAGAUGUGCCAGAAAUUCUUUUAACUAAUCGUAAGCAUGAUGAACCCAUUGAGUUGCUUUAAAUGAUUAUGUGUUUGAUAUGUUAAUACAAUAAUAUGACCAACCAUUGAAACAAAAGGGAU